AUGGCGACUAUGAUCACAACACCAACUGUUAUCCCUGACGCGGCGGUGGUUUUCGACGCCGCCGUCCUCCGCCACCAGUCCAACAUCCCGACGGAAUUCGUGUGGCCGGACCACGAGAAGCCGGGCAUCUACGCCGCCCGGGAAUUCCCGGUCCCGGUCAUCGACCUGGCCGCCUUCCGCUCCGGCGAUCUCGCCGCCGUCGCGGAAACCUGUAAGCUGGUGGACGAAGCCUGCAGAAAACAUGGCUUCUUUCUGGUGGUGAAUCACGGCGUCGACUAUGACCUCAUCUCCGACGCUAUCCGUGACAUGGACCGCUUCUUUGACUUGCCGCUGUCCACCAAGGAAAAAGCUGCGAGAAAGCUCGGCGAGCAUUGCGGCUAUGCCAGCAGUUUCACCGGCAGAUUCUCCGCCAAGCUGCCGUGGAAGGAAACUCUCUCUUUUAGAUAUUCCGACGAGAAAGAAUGUUCCCACAUCGUGGAAGAGUAUUUCCAGAAAACAUUGGGCCAAGAUUUCGCUGAUAUCGGGGGGGUUUAUCAAAAGUACAGCAAUGAGAUGAGCAAACUGGCUCUGGAGAUCAUGGAAUUGCUGGCGAUUGGUUUAGGCGUAAACCAAAAGCAUUUCAGUGAAUUCUUCCAAGAAAACGACUCAGUAAUGCGACUGAACUACUAUCCGCCAUGCCAGACACCAGAGCUCACCUUGGGGACCGGACCUCAUUGUGAUCCAACAUCCUUAACAAUCCUCCAUCAAGACAACGUGAGUGGGCUUCAAGUGUUUGUGGACAACGAGUGGCGUGCAGUUAACCCCAGCUUAAACGCUUUUGUCGUUAACAUAGGCGACACUUUCAUGGCGCUUUCGAAUGGGAUAUACAAGAGUUGUAUGCAUAGGGCGGUGGUGAACAAUAUGAUUCCCAGGAAGUCCAUAGCUUUCUUCCUUUGCCCUCACAAGGAUAAGGUGGUGGCGCCGCCGCCGGAGCUGGUGGGCUCCACUCAACCUAGGCUAUAUCCAGACUUCAAAUGGCCGACCCUCCUUGAGUUCACUCAGUUGCAUUACAGGUCUGACACCGACACUCUGCUCAACUUCUCUGGAUGGCUCCAACAGAACCAAACCCCCCAUGCAACCCAGGCCUAAGCAGCAGCAGGAA
Molecule: messenger RNA, 1141 nt
Organism: Ipomoea nil (Japanese morning glory)
Lineage: Eukaryota; Viridiplantae; Streptophyta; Magnoliopsida; Solanales; Convolvulaceae
Product: gibberellin 20 oxidase 1-D-like
Exons: 3
Coding region: 1-1128 (375 amino acids)
Biological process (GO): response to light stimulus; flower development; unidimensional cell growth
Molecular function (GO): gibberellin 20-oxidase activity
Source: RefSeq, a predicted model, not a curated record